UCCAAUAAUCCACCGCAGGCGAAUUGUUGAUUUUUGCAGUCAAAAUAGUUCACAAAUCGAGGUCCACCAAUGCCGAUUUACACGGGCUAUAAUAAAUGUAUAGGGUUUAAAUGCUGAAGACCUCGUCUAUAUUAUCCAGAUUCAUGUUCCCAAAAAACUAUUCACAAUAAUUAACUUAUUUAAGAAUAAUUAUGCGCAGGUCUCUCUGAAAUACCUGGUCAAGAUAAAAUAUGUAUGAAAAAUAAUGAAGCAAAACAUUAUUCACAAGUCACAAUAUUAAGCUUAUUAAAAGACUAUUUUUCAGUUUUCUCCUCGAGAUAGUGUGUCAAAGUUUUAUAAAUCAUUACAUUAAUUUAAAUAAAUUGAUAAAAAAAAAUUGGAAGGGGAAAGUGGGCGCCCGCAAGCAAACGUAUUUUAAGAGGAUGCUACCCAAGCGUUCGUUGUUUCCGUCUUAUCAACUUACGACAUAGAAAAUUUUCAUUCACUACUUUGAAUAGUGUGCCGUUAGUUUUGAUAUUAGAGUGAAUUUAAGUAUUAUCAAACUUUUAGGUAAGAACAUUAUCUAUGUUUAAGCGUCAGUGGAUUUUCGAUAUUUUCAUUUUAAAGCAAGAUACGAGUAUGUGAAAUAACACAAAUAAAAAAUGCUCAUAACUAGCUUGAAGCUUGAAAAUCCGCUGACGCUAUAGAAUAGAUAAUAUUCUUAACUAAAACUUUGAUAGGUAAAUUCACUCUAAUAUCAAAACUAACAGCACAAUAUUGAAACUAGUGGACAACAAUUUUCUAUGUCGUACGUGUGUAAGACAGAGACAACAAAUGAAUGGGUAGUGUCCACUUAAGGAGAAAAAAAAAGGUGAAGGCGGUUUGUCAGCCUACAAUGUUACUUAGUAAUAUUGUGAUAAGUAUGUAUAUAAUAUAAAAAUACACUCUAAAAGUUUUGAUCCGUUGCAGAAAAUGUCAAUAAAUCAAUGGAUGAAAAUGAUGAAUCAAAUGUUAGAACGAUUUGUAACAAGACUCAUGAUAAAGAGAAUGAGAUGAUAAUUCCAUCAUGUCCUGAGUCUAUAGAUAUGACAAGUAUUCAAGAUACAAAUAGGCAUUUUUUACAUAAAAUAAAAAGCUUAGAAGAAGAAAACGACCGUUUGCUAUCAAUAAUUGAAAACAAAAAUAUUAUAAAUAAUGAUAGUUUAAAAUCUAAUUGUAAUACCGUGCCAGAUUUUGCAAAUAAAAAAAUAUUACAGUUAACAGAUAGAGUACAUGAGCUUAUGUCGGAAUUACAACUAAUCAAAUCAUCAGCAUCUGAUGACUAUGCAAAAAACAAAGAUUUGACAGAAAUAAGACAGUUGACCGAUAAAUAUAAUUUGUUGAAUAAAAAGAUUUUCAAUUACCGUAACCAGAUAAUGCAAUUGAAAAAUGAUUUGAAAAUUACUCAAAAUGCAUUAUCUAAUGAAAUUGGAGACCCAGAGUUGAUGCAAACAGUUUUAUCAGGCACGGGAUCUUCAAAUUACAUAGGACGUGCACAAAAAAUAUUGGUGUUGCAGCAAAGAGUGAACGAACUGCAAGCGAAACAAAAUGAUUCAAAAAUAAAAGAACUGCAUAAUUCAUCUGUUAGCAACAGAAAAAUUGAGAAAGCACGUAAAGCAAUUAAUGACCAAAUAUUAAAAGAUACUCAAUCAAAGGUUAGUGAGUUGGCUAAAUCAGUGGAAAUUUGGAAAAGACGAAGUAAAGCAUUAGAUGUAGAAAUUACUGUUUUAAGAGUACAAAUACAAAAAUUAUUAUCGAAGUCUGAAUUUGAUAACCAACUCAUUGAUCAAUUAAAAGCCGACUUAAGUAAUAAUAAUAUGCAACGGUUUAAAACAAAAGACUCUGUAACAAAACUAGAAGAAACAAUUACACUGCUUCAGUCAAAAUAUGAAAAAGCAACAAAAAUAAUUGAACAACAAACAUCUGAUUUGAAUGAUAGAGAUAUGAGAAUAUCUCAUUUAGAAUCUAAAAUACUUAACAUUAAUGAAAAAAAUCAAGAUGGUAAUAUGUGUUCAAUAGAUUUUACAGAUCCUAAAGACAUUUUUAUACAGAAAUUGAAUGGAUUUGAAAACCAACAACUCAUGGACCUAUUAAUCAUGGCUCACAACAAAAUUUGUGAACACGUUCUAAAUGCUACUGAUUUUAAAAAUAAAUACUUAACGGAAAAACAAAAGUUACAAAAAUUUGAAUCAAAGAUGGGGUGCUUAAGUUCAUCAUUCAAGCAAAGAUCAAAUAGUAUUUCAUACCAUUUGAAACAUGAACUAAAUCCAAAUGAAAAACUAAUAGAAUUACAAAAUAAACUAGAACUGGUUGAAGAAGAGCGUGCUGCUUUUAAAGAAAGAUUGGAUACACUUAUAAUGUUGAAUAAAGAAAAUGUUCAUACAUUUACUCGAUCAUUAAACAAUAUGAAACAGCAGUUAAUACAUUAAAUGAAAUACUGAACUUGGAUUAUUUAUGUUUAAUAUAGUUCAUGCUUCUUUGUAUGGUUAAUCAUUUUUAAUAAAAUUCAAAAGAAAUACAAUUCUUUGAAAAAAAUGUGCCUGU
Myzus persicae (green peach aphid) is the source of this 2562-nucleotide messenger RNA. RefSeq names its product golgin candidate 3. NCBI's taxonomy places the organism in Eukaryota, Metazoa, Arthropoda, Insecta, Hemiptera, Aphididae. The record is from RefSeq and is a predicted model, not a curated record. The transcript is spliced from 15 exons. Bases 966 to 2447 code for a protein of 493 amino acids.